Messenger RNA from Durusdinium trenchii, 242 nucleotides. The record is from the annotation of a GenBank genome assembly. NCBI's taxonomy places the organism in Eukaryota, Dinophyceae, Suessiales, Symbiodiniaceae.
GCACUCACCGGCCACGACUCACCCACCUCUGCCUGGCCGCGCUGUCCGCCGUUUCCCGCACAACGGCCGAGCCUCCGCCGAGCCUUUGCGCGUCAGAUCGGAUGCCUCCGAGGGCGGAUGCAGGUGUCUCCUUCGCUGAGAGCUUGGCGCGUAAGGUCGAUGCCUUUCACGUGCAGCAACGGGAAGAGAAGCGGCAGUGGGUUGCCAAGGAGAUCGAGAAGUUCAAGCAGCUUUGCGAACAC